AUGGGUACCGUUUUGUCAUUCAGUCCAAGGGAUCGACGUGGCUCCGUCUAUCCCCCAACCACCCAUCAACAUUCAACCGAUUUCACUUUAAACAACUUCAAUUACGAGCAAUUGAACAACGCGAAAAAUCGGGAGAAUAAGAGUGCCGUAGCUACGGUGGCGCCGGCGCCUCCUACGAGUCAUCCACCGUCGAACAAUAAUUCCUUGCAAAAUAAUAAUAUUAAUCUAAACAAUAACGACAAUGCGAGAAUUAUCUCGGAGAAGAAUGCGCUCGAGAAGAAUCUCAAGAAACACUCUUUAUUCAUCAACGCUCUAUCGUGGAAACGAUUCAGCACGGCGAACAAUAAUAAGAAAAAGCUCGAUAAUAAGAACAAAAAUAUCGCUUUUAGACAACCACUCGAUAACAUUCCCAUCGUCGAUAAAAAUAAGAACAUACAAACACCUCAGACGAAAGCUCCGGCGUCUAACAACAAUCAUACAACGCACAAUCCUACGUGCGAGAAAUUGGUGCAGAAACCUUUGCCACCUGGACCAAGGAAAACCGUGAUCCAAGCCUCCACGUCAGAACUUUUAAAAUGCCUCGGCGUCUUCCUACACAGGAAGUGCACGCGAUUAAGGGACUUCCAAGCUGGUGACGCAGUAAUGUGGCUUAGAACAGUCGAUAGGAGUCUCCUGCUUCAGGGUUGGCAGGACGUAGCAUUUAUCAACCCAGCCAACGUAGUGUUCGUCUAUAUGCUUGUAAGAGAACUAGUCGAUGGAGACGAAGCUUCCGAGAGAGAACUUCGAGCAACCGUGUUAACGUGCCUCUAUUUGAGCUAUAGUUACAUGGGCAAUGAGAUUAGUUAUCCUUUGAAGCCGUUCCUCGUCGAGGAUAGCAAGGAUAAGUUUUGGGAUAGGUGUCUGUUGAUCGUCAAUCGAUUGAGCUCCGAAAUGCUUGCGGAGCCGACGAGCGUGGCAGUCUAUCUGGAAGUGGCCUCGAACGGAGUCUCGUCGUCUCCGGAGUCGCGGUACCCACCAAGGCGGCUUGACGGAGCUACACACACUUGUGGGUGCGCAUCUACCCGCACGGCUGCGACGUCACGACGCUCUGACGACGGUCGGCACGACGACGAGGAGCUGCGAUCGCAGCUUGACCCCUCCGCAUCGACCUCGGCCUCGACCUCGACGUCGACGUUGCAACGCCAGCAAGAAACUCAGCAACAACAGCAGCAGCAGCCGCAAAAACAGCAUCCGAUUCAUCAGGACAUUAUAAUACAAGGCGGUCGUUGUCCAUCGUGCGGUCAACGACGAAAAGAGGAGAUCGUUUAUACGAUCGAAGAUUUAGAUGCGAUCGAAGCACCGCCAUUGGAGUCGACGAGAACGCCGCCGCCAUCGGCAAGUCGAACCUGCAGCUGCGAGGUCUCCUCGUCGGUCGUCGAUGCAUCCAUUGACGAUGGGGAUCGAGCCGAACUUCGUAAGUAUCGUAGCGUCGAGGCUAGGUGGGCCAACACGAGUUUCCUCUCACCGGACGACGCGAUCUGGGACUUGAAGAAACACGCGAGCGAAGGUACUGAGUUCCGUUGGGCACUUCAUACUUCUAGCACUGACGUUGACUUGGCUAGAAAGGCCAAAUGCAGCUGUCACAAUUUAACCCCAGAAGAAAAGAAACCACACGAUGGGGUACAACGAGGUGAUCUUCGAAAGCAUCACAGUGCUGAGACGGACAAGUGGUCGGUUAAGCCUGAUUAUUUGGCACCACCGAUGCACGAUCUUAGAAAACACAGUAGCGACGAUACGAGGAUGGCACGUGAAGCCAGAUGGACUCUUCAGAUACCUGAGGUAUUACCCAAUCCGAAACCUAGAUGUACCUGUCCGAAGGCAAAGACGUUGCCUCCUUCUCCGUCGCCUGUCGAGCCACCGAAGCUCGUGGAAGAACAGUCGGAAGACAGGGUAGAAGAGGAGAUACCGAAAGAGAAGGAACAACCCGAGAGAAGGAUGGUUUAUUCGAAAUCUCUUACACCCGAGGAACCAGACGCGCCGUCGCACGAGAGGCCUGAACUGAAGAAACACGCCAGCGAAGGAUCCAGAUUAAUUAAACAGGAGAGAGUGAAGGAACGGCCGAAGUUGGUACGAUCUGCGCAUCAAACGAAAAGCAUACUCGGUAUAACCGGUAUGUCGAAGAAAUGGGAACAAAAGGAAACUGUUGCGAGUCCGACCGAGGAUAGUAGAAAACCUCGUGCUAAGUGGGCAAUGAAGCCGCACUUUUCGUUGCCAGCGGAGAAGAAGGAAUCGAGAUGGUCGAGAGGAGACUCGGCUGAUUCAGGCAAAAGUAAGAGUCUAAGAGAAAGACCAAGGUAUAGCAUUCGUAGGAGCAUGUCGCCUGAUCCGGAUCCAAGGCAAAUGACAAGACUGGAGAAUAGGAUCGUUCGACGUUUAAUAUCGCCUGAGAUAACGGUGACGAAUGCCAAAUGGGCACCGUACGAGGACGCUUCGCCAUUGCCGAAUGUUGGGGUUAAAAAACGCGAGCAAAAGCAUAUCAGCGAGAUCAAAUGGACACCGUACGAUGGUUCGCCUAGUGACGCUAGUGGUGGACCAAUCCGAGAACCGACCAUCGAGCCCGAGGAACCAAAGAGUUGGUCACCAUUUCACAACGUUACACCGACUCAUUGUCCACCUUUAGCAACCACGCAAGCUCGUACCGAGGAAGAAGACUUUCGUUGGCGUUUUCUCAACCAGGUAUCGCCCUUCCCGAUUUAUCAGGGUGCCUGGAAGGACGAAUCACCGGAGAAAACACCGAUUAAGAGAGCGCCGAGUCCGAUCGAGUCGUCGCCUGUUUGGUCACCGCAGGUACCGACCACCCCGGUUAAAAGACAGAGAUCGCAACAGCAACAAUUAUCGGUACAAGCGUAUUCCCCGGCUCAACAGAGGAAGAGCAUUGUGAAGGAACGCCGUGGAGCAUCCAAAAAGAAAGCCGCUCUUCGUGCCAGAUCGGAAAGUGGUUAUCAAUUGGAAGAUAGAUUGGCACCGCCGCCACACACGAUAGUUCGUGCCUCGAGCGAAGAGCCAAAAGGUAGACAGAGACCACAGUUGCUCAGAUCCAAAGCCCUUCUCGAAGUUCCAACUACGAUGGACCCUAGCAAGAGGUCCCUCAGCGAGGAGGUACCUCGUAUGCGAUCUCGUGAAUUAGCUCGUGGACCCAACAGAGCUCGAAGCGAAGAGGUACCUAAGUACAAAGAUCCUUGGUUCGCCAAUGAGGACGACGAGGCCACCGAACUUCGGCAAUACGUCACGACGGUCUAACUCUCGAUUCGUUAUCGACGAGAAGCAUUUCUUUCAUUUAUCUCAUAUCUCCCACAUCUCGAUUCCUCAUCGUCUUUUUAAUCAAACAUUAUUUCCUUGAUCUUGAUUUGUCAUACUCUUGUCGCUUUAAACAAGCGACCCUUUCCAUUUGCUUUCCUUCACCAAUGAAGAUUCUACGAUUGAAUCCUGUGAUAUUUCGAGGAUGGAAAGAUUCUCUCUUUUUUUCCGGUUUAUUUCUUUAUAUUAUUUUAUUUCUCUCUUUCUUUUUUUAUAUAUGUAAUUUAUUUUUUUUAACGCAACGUACAAUACCGGCAGACAGACGGCAAUGAAAAGGAACUUCAACAAAGGGACCUUCGAAACAGGCGUUUUAAACUUCGUUGGCCUACGGGGAGAGGAACUACGAUCGAGGAAAGAAAAAAGAAGAAGAAGGAAGGAAAAGAAGGAAUAACCGAAAGAAAAACGAGGAAGAUAUAUUCACAAAAAUUUACGAUUCUUUCCAUAAAUCAAAGUAAUAAAGCUGCGUACGUCACGAGACAAAGAGGAGAGGGGUCAAGCAUCGACGAAUCUAUCGUCUAUUAUUAUUACAUUUUAGUCUAAUACAAAGCGCGAGACAUUACGAAGCGAUCGAACGAAGAUCACAGCGUGUAUUCCUUCGAAGGAAGGACAUUGUCGAAAUUUUUCGAUGAAAUACGAAAAAAUAAGAGAAGAGAAAUAUAUUCUUUUCCGUUCCACGUUUGAUCGAGCUCAUCAUCAUUGAUAAAUGAUGUCCAACGUCGUCGUCGAAUUUAGAAAUCAAUAUCGCACGAUGAUUUCCACGAAGAACGAUAUUAGAAUCGUGUUAGAAGUGAUAUUAGAAAUGACGACAACUAAAAAAGUAAAAAGAAAAGAGAAGAGAAGAGAAGAGAAGAAAAGAAAAGAAAAGAAAAGUUAAGAAAAAGAUAAAGAAAAGAAAAGAAAAGAAAAGAAAAAAAAAUUAAAAUAAAUAACAAGAAAAAAGACGCGAUAGUUAUUUAAACGUUUCAAGUAUAACGCUGUGAACGCGAUUAAAAAGAGAAGGAGAAGAAUAGAAAA
Molecule: messenger RNA, 4350 nt
Organism: Vespula pensylvanica (western yellowjacket)
Lineage: Eukaryota; Metazoa; Arthropoda; Insecta; Hymenoptera; Vespidae
Gene: Cdk5alpha
Exons: 4
Coding region: 1-3279 (1092 amino acids)
Biological process (GO): positive regulation of cyclin-dependent protein serine/threonine kinase activity; activation of protein kinase activity
Cellular component (GO): cytoplasm; protein kinase 5 complex
Molecular function (GO): protein kinase binding; cyclin-dependent protein serine/threonine kinase activator activity
Source: RefSeq, a predicted model, not a curated record